AUGUCACGAUACUCUUUCCAGGAUAUUCAUGAUUAUCACGAUUCCUCUUCACCUGUAUCUGUAUCUGUCUCUCCACAAACAAUACCAUCAAGAUAUCAUUCACCUUCACCAUCACCAACACCAACACCACUAUCACCGUACGAUCCUCUAAAUCCCGCCUCAAAUUCAAUUCAUUUACCAACUCAAGAAAUAUAUAAUCAACAGAUUGGAAUGUCAAAUCCUUCAUUUUCACAUUCGCAACAAAAUUAUGAGGAAAUGGAACCUGUGAGUCCGAUAAUAGAUAGUCCACCAAUUCCUCCACCACAUCGGUCGUCACAAUCUAGUCAGGAAUCUAGAAUACGCAAUCAAAACAGCAACAACAAUAACAACAACACCAUAUCCGAUCAAUUCGGAAAUCAACCGACAGGAGGGAUAAACGGCGUUGCUAUGAGAAGUGUCGCAAAUUCAAAUGCCAGGCAAAGUGGAGUGGAUAUGAGGAGUACCCCGGGUUAUGAUCCAGCACAACCUUCAUACCGGGAGCCUCCAUUCCAACGUUCGUUGCCACGACAAGAUGUAUCAACAUCAUCUCUCACUCCUUUAAAUGCUGCUGCUUUCCCAACCGGAAUGUCGACUCCCUCUUCACAUUCGACUAUUUCUGGUCGAAAUCCUCCUUUAGAUCCAUACUCGGAUUCUCCUUACCCAUAUAAUCGAUAUUCCAGGGCAAUUGACCCGGAACUUGUGGAAUUCGAUCCUAAUAUAAUUGCAGACGACGGAGACGACGGUUUGGGAUAUAGAAGGGCUAAUAGAUCUUCUGUGCUAAGUUUAAAUAAAAUGUCAGAGGGUGGAACACGAACACCCCCGGUGGGGAAAGCUGUGGCAGCUGGUGGGGUGAUCGGAACAUUGGGAGGCCUUGUUGGAAAGAAGAAUGGGGAAAAUAUACAAUACAAUAAUGUUACAAAUGCACAGAACGGAUAUAGUGGGCCGGGCAAUUACGAUCUGAGUGUGGAAAAGAACGAAUGGUUAAAGAAACCACCAGGCGGUAAUAAGAAGAUGAGAUUAUGGAUUGCUUUACUGGUUGGAUUUUUGAUCGUAGGGGCGAUCAUUGGAGGAGCUGUAGGAGGUACACUGGCGGGCAAUUCGAAAUCGAGUUCGGGUUCAGGAACAAGUCAGGAUUCGACCAAUGGACAAUCCGCGUCGUCGGACACUUCACAGCAUGGCGAUCUCGACAAGAAUUCGGCGGAAAUCAAAAAGUUAUUGAAUAACCCUAACUUGCACAAAGUGUUUCCUGGAAUCGAUUAUACACCUAUGUAUACGCAAUAUCCCGCUUGCUUGACGUAUCCAGCAAGUCAAAACAACGUUACAAGAGACAUGGCGGUUCUUUCGCAACUCAGCAAUACCAUUCGUCUAUAUGGUACCGAUUGUAACCAAACGGAGCUUGUUCUACAUGCCAUUGAUCAACUGGGCUUGAAUGGUACCGUCAAGGUUUGGUUAGGCGUUUGGCAGGAUAGUAACGCUACCACUAAUACUCGACAACUCGAACAGCUCUACAGUAUCUUUGAUACACAUGGUCCAUCGUCAUUUAUCGGUGUUAUUGUUGGCAACGAGGUCCUCUAUAGAGAAGAUAUGACCGCCACCGAACUCGUAUCUAUCAUUGGAGAUGUCAAAUCUAACAUGACCACCCGCGGUAUUCACCUUCCAGUCGCCUCUUCGGAUCUAGGAGAUAAUUGGACCGCGGAACUCGCUAAUGCCGUCGACUUCGUAAUGGCUAACAUUCAUCCCUUUUUCGCCGGCGUCACUGCCGAACAAGGUGCAUCUUGGACAUGGGAUUUUUGGCAAAACCAUGAUGUGGCCUUCAAAACCAAUGCAUCCCAAAAUAUUAUCUCGGAGACCGGAUGGCCAUCGACAGGCGGUACUGAUUGUGGUGCUGCUACUACAUGUGUUGAGGGUAGUGUGGCAGGAAUUAGCGAAAUGAAUACUUUCAUGGACAAUUGGGUCUGUGAUGCGAUUACAAAUGGAACUAAUUAUUUCUGGUUUGAAGCUUUUGAUGAACCGUGGAAGAUUCAAUAUAACUCGGGAGAUCAAAAUUGGGAGGAUCACUGGGGUAUUAUGGAUGUUAAUAGAGUGUUAAAGGAUGGAGUGAAAAUUCCAAGUUGUGGGGGAAAGACAGUUUCGUGA
Messenger RNA from Sclerotinia borealis F-4128, 2154 nucleotides. Lineage: Eukaryota; Fungi; Ascomycota; Leotiomycetes; Helotiales; Sclerotiniaceae. The record is from the annotation of a GenBank genome assembly.